Molecule: messenger RNA, 474 nt
Organism: Acanthoscelides obtectus
Lineage: Eukaryota; Metazoa; Arthropoda; Insecta; Coleoptera; Chrysomelidae
Source: the annotation of a GenBank genome assembly
AUGAAAAAACUGUUGCUGCAUGGAAGGCAGUUUGUAAGGUUAUUUUCUUUGGUUGUCACUGAAAAACAUCUAUUUGUGACGUUCAAAGAGCAUGAUGAGGAAAAGCGAUUGAAGUAUGCAAGUGAAGAUUUAAUUAACCUGAUUGGUCUUCUAGAUGAAAAGCAGUAUGUAUUGUUAGAACUGCAUGGUACAGACGAGCAACUGGAAGUUAAAUUUAAACGGAAGUAUUCCUGCAUCCUUCAGAAUUACAGCUUUUGUCAGCAGCAUGAUGUGACAAAAGAUGAGCGGGAUCAAACCCAAACCAAACCUGAUCCGUUCCUGUAUUUGGAUCAGAUCAAAAGUGAAAAGUUGUAUUGGGUUAUACGGAGCUAUAUCAUUGACCCGCAGUUGAUGCCAGAGUGGUUUGACACCGCCUGUUACUGUGCUUUGGAGUCACUAGGCUGUACUAAAUUACCGCAUCCAAGGCAGCGAUAA